This is a messenger RNA of Cucurbita maxima (winter squash), 4065 nucleotides long. RefSeq lists its product as uncharacterized. The record is from RefSeq and is a predicted model, not a curated record. Bases 401 to 3589 code for a protein of 1062 amino acids. NCBI's taxonomy places the organism in Eukaryota, Viridiplantae, Streptophyta, Magnoliopsida, Cucurbitales, Cucurbitaceae. The transcript is spliced from 11 exons.
AAAAGGAAAAAGAAAAGGCUCUCAAUGGAAUUCUCAAUACUUGCGAUUUAAGGCUCGCAAAAGAACAGCUCCAGCUAAAGGGCCACAGAUUACGACUUCCACUGAACUACUGGACCUCAAAUCUUUACUCCCCAUCGCUCAUUUUCUUUUUUUCCCGAUAGAUCUUUCCGUCUUCGCUUCACUCUGCACCUUCAUCACUCUUCUGAUUGCAAAAUCCAGUGAUUUUCCAGAUCUGGGAGAACUGAGUUUUGUUUAUGAAUCUGGAAUUUGCAAAUUCGUCUUCUGAGUUGGAUUUGUUCCUUUUUUAGUCUAAUGAUUGUAUGUUUGUGUCCUUAUGGUAAUUUUGAUGAACUGUUCUUCAAAUUUGUGUUGCUUGUGAUAUUGAACUCAGGUGAUUGCAAUGAGUGGUGGAGUAGCUGAUAAUGCGCCUUUAGAUUAUGCCAGGAUUCAGCUCAUACCUUCUGAGAACAGGUACGAGGCAUUUGUUUGCUGUGGCAAUGAGGUAGAUGCCCUGGCUGAGGGGAAUUUGGAUGCAUUGUUGCUGCAUUUACCAGAAGUUCAAGAGCUUAAUUCCAAAGGAUCUAAGGCUAGCAUUAAACUCCAACUUCCAGCUUCUUCAGCUGGUGCAACAUGGUUCACAAAAUCUACCUUAAGCAGGUUCCUCCAUGUAGUUGGCUCGCCCGAAUUAACCAAUAUUAUGAAAACAAUGAAUGAGAUGGCUCAACUAGAAGAUACCAAGAGAUUUCAUCUUUCAUUAUAUGGCCAGGGUCAGAUGUCGAAGACCAAAGAAAAAGAUGGCUGCGACCUCGAUGGCUCUAGUCUGAAACACGGGUCUGGACCUGAAUUUGCUUCAUCAGCUGCAUCGAAAAACGAAUUGUUGCGAGCUAUGGACUUGAGGCUUACAGCAUUAAAUAAGGAAUUAACUGCAGCAUUUGAAAAGGCUUACGGUGCAACCUGCAGUUCUAAAGAAAUCAGUCAUUUAGCGAAGUUUUCGGAACAUUUUGGAGCUAUAAAUUUGAAGAAUUGUACAUACAAAUAUUUGGAACUUAAUCCGAAGAGUGAUACCGUCGAGCUCAUUAAUGAUGAUGAUAAUAAGCACACCGUUACUUUGAAUUUGAGCAACGAAAAUGCUAUUAGUAUAAAUGGCAGCCUUAAAGCUGAAAGAUCAAAUUCAUCUACUCCAGUGAAAUAUGGUGUUUCACCUGCAAAAGUUGCCCAGAUUGAGCGACAGGAUUCAUCAGAAACUGAGGAGUCUUCUGACUCUGAUAAUGAAAAUGGGACACCAGCAGAAAGAAGUAGAACAAUGGUACGGUCAGCGCUUUCGAGAAGGUCAGCAUCACCCAUGAGAAGGGUUCAGAUAGGUAGAACGGGCUCCCGCCGAGCACCUGCAAUAAUGAUUAGGAGUCUAAAUCAUCUGCAAACAAGAGACGGUAUGUAUACUCAAGGAGAUGUAGCAGCUAAUAGUGGUGAUGAUGAGGAAGGAUCAGAACCUUCCUGUAAAGCAGCUGAUAACAAUGUUGGUAGAAUAUCGGUUCAGGCUGCAAUCAGUCUUUUUGAAAGCAAACAGAGAAACGACCCAUCCGAGGUUCAGAAAAGAAGAUCAUUAGCAAAUAUAACCGUUGGUGCAAAUAAAUUUGUAUUGAGAAGAUGGAGUACAGGCAUGGGAGAGGCUUCUACGAAAUGCCAGCCAGAGCUUGUUAGUGACGAAUCCGAUCCAAUUAGUCAUGAUUUGGCUGAAGAGGCUCCGACGAGUAAGAUAACAGAGGAAGUGGGAUCUGAAAAUAAUAUAUCUUCAAUCGAUAUGACUGCUGAAGUUGAAGUGAAAUUAGAAGAUUCAGACAUAAAAGUUUCUGGUCCACCAGAGACUCGUGCAGAUUCUCCUGUUAGUAAACCGCAGGAAGUUGUCCAAAAACUUUCCGCAAAUUCAGAAUGGACCCGUAGAAAGGAAGCAGAAUUGGACCAAAUGCUUAAAAAAGUGAUGGAAAGUAAGCUUGUGGCACAAAAGAAUUCUCAAGCAAAUCGAAAAAAAGAUGUCAAUUCUGAGCAGAGGGGUGAAUUGUAUGAUCAAUACAAAGCAAAGAGAGAUGAAAAACGUAGAGCAGAGGAAGCCAAAGUACAUACAAAUAAAGAGGCAAAAAUUAAGGGAAUUCGUCGAGUUGCUGAUGAUAGGAGAUCCAAGAUAGCCUCUACUGAAAAUGUAACAAAAAAACGUGCCACACGUAAGCCUGAAGUUCCAUCAGCAAAUUUGUCGAAACCAGAAAAACCGAAGAAGGAAAUCUCCAAACCAUCCACAGUUGAAAAGAUACCAUCUAGAACAAAACCAAUGGCUGCUACACGUAAGUCAUGGCCAUCUUCUGCAUCAGAAAGAACCACUGGGAUUUCUCCAGCCAGCGUGAAUGCAACUCGUCAGAAAGCCCAACCGGUGUCAUCCCUUAAUCGACUGAGUGCUAAAAUGGAAAGAUCAUCCCCCGUGCAAAAGAAAAAUGUGAAGGAAAAUAAUGAUAGUGCAAGGGACACGAGGCGUGUGAAUGAAAAGAAGGAAAUAUUGCAAGCAAAGAUGGGAAAAAUAACAAAAGCGAAAGUUACACCUGCUGGGGAUACCUCUGUUCCUGUGAAGUCGAGCAUACGCGACAAGGUAGCCAAAAAAAGCAGCAUAGUGCCAGUAGAAUCAAAGUCCUUUCAUAAGGGCUCUAGAAAUAGCUUAGACAAUAGUAGUCCAGUGAUUAGCAAGACAAAAUCUUCAAAACUUUCUAAGUCUGCAGAUUCUUCUAAGAAUAGCAAAAAAUUGACUCGUGAUCAAGAAUUGGAGGUUACAGUUCCUGAUCUGGCCAGUCAACCCGAUAAAGAGGAUGUUUCGUUGGCAGCACUUUGCGAAUCCGAAACUGUUGUGAAUGGUCAACAGGAUAGCGAGAUGCAGACUGUAGAUAUAGCUGAUGAUGCUCAUCUUGGUGAGGAUCUACUUCAAAAAAAUGAAGAGAAAUCUUCUUUAGAAAUUAUAGUUGAAGGAGAAUCAAUGAUCCCACUGAAGUCCACGGAGGAAAUAGAAGAGUUUCAAAAGAUAACAGCCAAUAGUGAUGACACACCUCAACUUGCAUCACUGGAAAAUGCUGUACCAAUCGAAAAUCCCCGUGUUCGUCUCUCUUUGUCUCAGAUGCUACAGGAAGAAAAUAGUGAACCUGAUAAUAUUGAUUGGGGAAUUGCAGAAAAUCCUCCCACGAUGAACUACCAAAGGGGUGCUCCAAAAGGAUUUAAGAGACUCCUAAAGUUUGCAAGGAAAAGCAAGGGAGAAGCAAACCUGGCCGGUUGGUCGAGCCCUUCUGUGGUUUCUGAGGGGGAGGAUGAUUCUGAGGAAUCUAAAUCUCUGAGCACGAAAAAGGCAGACAAUCUAUUGAUGAAAGCUACACAUAACUCUGGUCUUGUAAAGGCUUCUCUGGACAAAAACUUUGACCAUGAAAAACUAUACUCAGGUACAUAUGGUGGACAGAAUUUUAAUUCCAAGUUUCAAGAAAGCCAUGAUCAUGCUGCAGUUUCUUCAACUAAAGUAGGCAGGUCUUUCUUUUCGCUAUCUGCUUUUCGGGGCAGUAAAUAGAAAGAAUGAGCAAGUUUUGGGACAUAUCGUUCUCUGCCACAUUUUCUUCAAGGUGAAUAUUGUGAAAGCUGCUUCCCUUCUCUUCAUACUACAGAAUUUGUAAUGUAUCUCUCCCUGAACAUAAAUAUUGACUAACAGUUAGUAUUCUUUCACUUACUUUGCCAUGGAUGUAAGAUUCAAUAGCUUUGCUAAGCAUUUUGUUCUUCAGUUCUUGUGGACAAACUGAGUAUAUACUGAACACUGAAGCUGAAUUCUGGCAGGAUAGGAUACCACAGUCACUUGGUAGCUGGACAUAUUACUAACAUCCCAGCUAUCCAUGUUGUACUGUGAUAGCCGAAAGUUUAUUGUUUAAAACAAUACUAAGUUUUGGAGAUUUUCUAUUUGUUUUGUUUUCAAAACUGUCAUAAGUACUGUGAUUUCAGGUGAUUUGUAAAGAUAAAGUCAUUAUCAAUAGGAUUUGUGAUUUGGAAGGAAAA